Ramularia collo-cygni is the source of this 642-nucleotide messenger RNA. RefSeq lists its product as uncharacterized. The transcript has a single exon. The coding region runs from base 1 to 642 and encodes 213 amino acids. The record is from RefSeq and is a predicted model, not a curated record. NCBI's taxonomy places the organism in Eukaryota, Fungi, Ascomycota, Dothideomycetes, Mycosphaerellales, Mycosphaerellaceae.
AUGCUUCGGAGGGGAGGCGUUGACCAGGCGAGAGCUAAGCUUCGUCAAGAAGAAGCCAUCAAUACUGGAGAAUCGGAGCUCAAGCAACGAAACGCCAAAAGACCGCGAACGGAGAUAUCUAACUAUCAAGGAGUUCUGAACGACAUUCCUGGCGCCAGUCUCGAAGAGCUAAGAAACAUCAAACAGCGCUAUCUCAUGUACAGCGGCGAAGUCUUGGACCCGGACGUCGACGUCUGGAUUCCCGAUAACCCGUCUUCUUCGUGCCUGGGCCUGACUCGUUCCACAAUCAGCGAGAGGAGGAAAUCGUACUGGGAGGCCCAAUGUUACUUCCGCGGCUUGCCUACGCAAGGUCAUCUAAUUAUUCUCCAGGGGAGAUUGCGCGACCGAGCCGAGGUCGUGGAGCGUUCUAUUGCAGAAAAAAUCGACAUGUGUGAACGAGUCCUAGAUGCAGAGUGGCUGCUCGAGCAUCCGCGGACGAGGUUCAAUGUCCGCGCUGUCAGAAAAGCGAGGAAGAUUAUGCUCUAUCCGGAAGAGAAUGCCAUCGCUAGGGGAUGGCUGUCUUCGCGCGACAUUCGACCUGCAACUCUUGCUCGGCUGAGACCUAGACAAGCAUCCUUUGCUGAAAGCGAUGGCGGGACUUGA